This is a messenger RNA of Spinacia oleracea (spinach), 2195 nucleotides long. RefSeq lists its product as uncharacterized. Bases 428 to 2014 code for a protein of 528 amino acids. NCBI's taxonomy places the organism in Eukaryota, Viridiplantae, Streptophyta, Magnoliopsida, Caryophyllales, Amaranthaceae. The record is from RefSeq and is a predicted model, not a curated record. The transcript has a single exon.
CCCACCCAUUUUUUCUCACUCAACUGUCAACUCCAUUGCAAUUUCCAAACGAACAAACAUCACCCUUAUUAUUUUUGUCAAACAAAAAAAAAAAUCAUAAAAUGUCAAAGCAGUUUCCUUAGGUUAGGAGAGAGAAAAACUCCGGCGUAAAACCCACCAUGAUUUCCCGAUUUACCCCUGAUUUUCCCGUCUAUCCCCUUUUUUCUUCUCCUUCUUCCGGCUUUACUCUCGUCGGCGCUAACCACACCUCCGCCAGGUUCUGCUCCCGUUAGACCUUACUUUCUCUCUCCUCUUCAACUGCACAGCAUUCAAAAACAAUUAUUUUUUUACAUUUUUUUUCUGCAAUUGUAAAGAGAAAUUAAAUUCUUCGAAUUUGUUUGUACUUUUUUUUUUUGAAAUUUUAUCUGUAGAAUUUUCGAUUUUCUCUAUGAAGAAGCUUCCACACACCACUGAAACUGUGUUAAUGGAGUUACCGACGAAGCCGAGCUUUCUACGAAACUUCAUGGUGAAGAUUUUGUUAUUCUGUGUUUUCAUCAUCUGCUUUCGAUUUGCCUAUGUCGUAACGAUUCGAGGCGAAUCUUGCGAUGUCGGCGAUUUCUGCUUCUUUUCCUUACCGGAAACCUUUAAUCUCGCCGGAACUACGACAAUCUCCGCCGUUUCAUCUGCCGCUGUUGUUUCAAGCGACGCUGUCUCCACCGAUCGGGGAAACAUCCUCUAUACAAGCAGAAAUUGGCGGAAAUCCGUCCAAUACUACUCUUCGGUAUUCCAAGAUUUGAUUGCCGAAGGUUUUCUCUCUCCUGAAUCGAAGACUCUCUGCGUCGACACGCCCUUAGGGCAAGAGGUCUUUGCAUUGAAGGAGCUUGGAGUUUCUGACGCCGUUGGAGUGUCGAAGAAGGCGGCGAAACCGUUGGUGGUCGCUCUGAAGAGUAACGGCCGUCGUCAGCCGUAUGAUAAUAACACCUUCGAUUUCGUGUUCUACGGUGGUGGUGGAAGGAUUGAUAAUUUGAGCAGAUUCGCUGAAGUUGCAGAGGAAAUUGGAAGAACACUGAAGCCCGAAGGGUAUUUGGUUGUUCAUACAAGAACAAAUGAUACGUAUAGCUUACAUUCCUUAAUUGCUUUAUUCAAUUCUUGCACAUUUAUUAAAUCCCAUGAAAUUCAAGGUCUUGAUAGUGAUAAUGAUGGGGAUAGUUUCAUAAUACGGGAAAUAGUGAUGAAGAAAGAGGGAGAUGGUUCUGAUGUGUAUAGUAGUAAGGAGUGCUCGGUUGUCCCGGGGUACAAGCAAGAGAUAGUUCGAAAAGCGGAGGAAUUGAUACCAAAGGAGCCAUUGAAACCUUGGAUUACACUAAAAAGGAAUAUACAGAAUGUGAAGUAUUUGCCUUCAAUGGUGGAUAUUAGUUUUAAGAGUAGGUAUAUAUAUGUAGAUGUAGGAGCUAGGAGUUAUGGUUCAAGUAUUGGGAGUUGGUUUAAGAAGCAAUACCCGAAACAGAACAAGACUUUUGAGGUGUAUGCAAUUGAAGCUGAUAAGUCGUUUCACCAGGAGUAUGAGGCUAAGAAGAAGUGGGUGAAUUUGUUGCCUUAUGCUGCUUGGGUGAAGAAUGAGACCUUGUUUUUCGAGGUUAAUCAUGACCCCGGGGAUGAUCUUCAGGAGAAAGGGAGUAAAGGGAGAGGUAUGGGAAGGAUAAAGCCAGUUCAAUCUCAUGAUGGGGUGUCAAAUGGUGUUGAUAAGAUAGAAGGGUUUGACUUUGCUGAGUGGUUGAAGGCGACUGUGACUGAGAGAGACUUUGUGGUGAUGAAGAUGGAUGUUGAAGGGACGGAAUUUGAACUUAUUCCUAGGUUGUUUGAGACCGGGGCAAUUUGCUUGAUUGAUGAGAUCUUUCUGGAGUGCCACUACAACCGAUGGCAGAGGUGUUGCCCGGGCGAAAGGAGUGCCAAGUAUGAGAAGACGUAUGAACAGUGCUUGAACCUGUUUACUUCUCUCAGAGAGCGCGGCGUUCUUGUGCAUCAGUGGUGGUGAUCUUUGGUAACAAACCAUAUUUGAAUGUCUUUUUAGCCUUUUCUUGUACUUUGUCAAAAUGCACUGUUUACUGGUAAAUGCAGUUCAUGUUUGUGUUUCCCAAUUAAUUAUACAUGUUAUCUUAAAAGGUUUACUUGUUAGUGAAAAAUUACAUUUUAUUUAGUGAUACCACAUUCUUUGA